This is a messenger RNA of Jatropha curcas, 1658 nucleotides long. Its product is annotated as exopolygalacturonase. Gene Ontology annotation, molecular function: polygalacturonase activity. NCBI's taxonomy places the organism in Eukaryota, Viridiplantae, Streptophyta, Magnoliopsida, Malpighiales, Euphorbiaceae. Gene Ontology annotation, biological process: carbohydrate metabolic process. The record is from RefSeq and is a predicted model, not a curated record.
GUUGAUCAAGCCUCCGUAUUGGGGCUUUCAAUUUUUUGUUUUUUAUAAAUUUCGCUGGAAUUAAUAAGAAAUAAACGGAUUGCCAGAUUGAUUGAAUUGAAGAAGAAUGGCAAUGGCCACAACAAAGAAUUCCUUGGCAAAAGCCAUUCUUCUCUUAUUCUUAGCAGCUGCCUCUUCUGAGGCAAAGCAUCUGGGCCACGCCAUUAGACCAUUUGCUCACAUUGGUGAGAAAAGAGAUCCCUUUGAGAAAAUCUUUAAUGUGCUACAUUUUGGUGCCAAAUGUAAUCCAAGAACAGAUAAUGCAUUGAAUUUCAUAAAGGCAUGGAGGGCUGCAUGCGAUUGGAGGGGAAAAGCAAGACUACUUAUCCCAGCAGGGGAGUUCUUAGCCUCAGAAAUGGUAUUUGCUGGACCAUGUAAAAAUACAGCUCCCACUAUUGUUCAAAUUGUAGGGACUAUAAAAGCAGUAUCAGAUAUGAGUAGCUAUUCAGAAGAUUCCUGGAUGUUAUUCCAAAAUAUAAAUGGCUUGAUCAUUAAUGGAGGCAUUGUUGACGGCCAAGGCCCUAAUGUAUGGAAAUAUCACGAUGGUGGAGGCAGUGUUUUCCCAGCAUCGAUCAAAUUUUUUCGCGUAACAAAUGGAGUUAUAAGAAUGCUGCAUUCUGUUAACCCAAUGGGUUUCCACAUAGGAAUUGUUCUAUGUGAGAAUAUCAGAGUCACAAAUAUCCGUUUAGAUGCUCCUGACGAUAGCCCCAAUACAGAUGGAAUCCAUCUCAGCCAAACCCAUCUAGUAAAAAUAACAAGAAGUGUUAUUGCUACCGGAGAUGAUUGCGUUGGUAUGAUUCAUGGAUGCACUGAUAUCACCAUCAAGAAACUAACUUGUGGCCCUGGACAUGGCAUUAGUAUUGGUAGUCUUGGAAAGUAUCCUGAUGAGAAGGAAGUGAAAGGUAUUACAGUGACAAACUGCACAUUGAAGAACACUGAUAAUGGAUUAAGAAUCAAAACAUGGGCAGGAUCACCUCCAAGCUGUGCUUCAGGCAUGACAUUCCAGGACAUCAUUAUGAAAAGCGUUAAGAACCCUAUCAUUAUUGAUCAAAGCUACGGAUCAGAGUCAAAUGAGCCAUCGAAGGUAAAGAUCAGUGAUGUUAAAUUCUUGAACGUUAGGGGAACCACAGUAUCAGAAGUUGGAGUAAAACUUGAGUGCAGCAAGAAGUGUCCUUGUGAAGGAGUUCAAUUGUCAAAUAUCGAUUUGCAUUAUGUUGGUGAUAAAAAGAAGCCGAUAUCCUCUGUAUGCCAGAAUGCAAAAAUCAAAUAUGCUGGUCGCCAAUUACCACCACCUUGCAAUUAAGUGCUUAAAUUUGCAAUUGCAACCUGUCUUGUCCAGCUUAAGCAUCAUCUUGUAUCACUACGCUAGAAUUGAGGCAAUGGAGCUUUCUCGAUCUAAUGGAAAAAUAUAUAUAUAUAUAUUAAUUGUUCUCUGAGUACAUAGUUGUGCAGAAUUGGUUGAAUAGGGCUAGCGAGUUUUUAGUUUUCACAUCAUUAGGUCGUGCUUUAGUGCACAAACACAGAACUUCAAACGCAAGAGGGAAUUGCAAUUUUCCAAGUCUAUGUAUAUAGCAUCUUUUCUUGCUUAAUUUCUAGCGGUUUAUCAAGAUUUGAUUAAA